This is a messenger RNA of Mytilus californianus (California mussel), 5842 nucleotides long. RefSeq names its product protein PALS1-like. The coding region runs from base 265 to 2781 and encodes 838 amino acids. The record is from RefSeq and is a predicted model, not a curated record. Gene Ontology annotation, biological process: protein localization to plasma membrane; establishment or maintenance of polarity of embryonic epithelium; establishment or maintenance of epithelial cell apical/basal polarity. NCBI's taxonomy places the organism in Eukaryota, Metazoa, Mollusca, Bivalvia, Mytilida, Mytilidae. The transcript has 15 exons. Gene Ontology annotation, molecular function: protein binding. Gene Ontology annotation, cellular component: plasma membrane; adherens junction.
UUACGAGCGGCCAUCUUAAAUAAUUCACAUAACUUUGGGUGAUUAAAAAAGGUAAUUUUCGUUAAAUGUUAUCGGAUAAUAUUCUUGUUUUACAUUCUGUGUAUCAAGUCAAGGUCUAUUUCACUGCGAGUAAAAAGAAAGAAAGAUCUCAACAAUUUGAAUGAUCGGUCCAAAGUAAAAGAAGCUUAUGUCAUAGCAGUGGAAGAUGAAGCACAGCAAAGAUUGGAAAAGCUGUCAUUACUUCAUAAAGUGCAAGCAGUUGAUAUGACAAAACUAGCUUCUGAUAUAAGUGAAAAUUCAUCAAUCGAUUCAGAAAAUUUUGUAGAAUUAAAUCCUGUAAAUCAAACAACUGUAUCUGUACAAACCCAUACACCUAAUGUUUCUGAUGGCUGUAUUGAAAUGACAGAAUUAGGUAGCAUGGAGAUGGAAGCAACUAAAAAACCCAAAACUGAAAAACGAAAGAAAAAUGCAAGUAAUCAAAAUUCUGAUCAGGACUCGCCAAUUUUAGAGGCGAUUCAAAACAGUGUAUUUAAUGCAAAUGAAAGUUUUAGUGAUUCAAUGCAAGACUCAUUUGAUCAGGAUGAUAGUACACAUAGGGAGAUGGCAAUUGAUUGUCCAGAAAAUUUCAUUGCUUCUGUAAAAAUUCCGCCCAAAUACCCUCCAUCUUAUCAAAACUCUACUGAAUCUUUAAAAACACCGCCAACUACUCCAUCAAAAAGCUUUCAUCAAAAUGAGGACAAAAAUUUGACAGAUUCAACAUUGAAAUCAGCAUCUGUCAUCAUGUCAAAUGGCCGUCAAAAUCAUCCUAUUAACAAAGAACAGUUAGAAAGAUUACAUAAACAUCAAGACGAUUUACGUAAACGCAGAGAAGAAGAAAAUAGACUGGCAAGAGAAGACGAAUUUCUACGCACUUCAUUGAGAGGAUCUAAGAAAUUACAAGUCUUAAAAGAAAGGAAACAAUUAGAACCACAAGGCGUUAUCAAUACUGCUUAUGACAAUAGUGUGGAUGAUUUGGAUAAUUUGGAUGAUGGUUUUAGUAGUGUUCAUGGACCUUUUGAAAAAGAGAGAUAUAUGAAGAAAAAUGUUGGACUAGACGACUUAUUCUCCUCUCUACAGCACAUCAAAACUCAGCUCAACUCAACGGACGAUAAAAGCCAGAUAUCAAUUAUUCAACACUUGUUUAAUAAUAACCAAUUCAGAAAAGCUGUCCAGGUACACAACAAAAUAAUUCAAGUGACCUCUCGCUCAGCUGUGUACUCACCAGAUGGCAGCAAUGCAUUACAGACGUCCAAUGAAGUAAUGACAGUGCUACAACAUACACCUUCACCUUAUGCAAGUGAUCUAACAGAUCUACUCUCCAUGCCAGGUUUUAAAAACUUGUUACGAGCACAUGAUGGGGUUGCAGACCACCAGUCAAAACCGUCAAAUCUUGGUGAUGAAGAUUUCAGUGAAGAUCCUAUUUCAAAUUAUGGAGAGGACACAAUUAAAAUUAUACACCUUGAAAAAACCAAUGAACCUCUGGGAGCUACAGUUAGAAAUGAAGGUGAUGCUGUGGUAAUUGGUAGAAUUGUUAAAGGCGGAACUGCUGAAAAAAGUGGCUUAUUACAUGAAGGAGAUGAGAUUUUAGAAGUGAACGGUAUAGAUAUGAAAGGCAAGAACAUAAAUGAUGUAUCAGAAAUGCUGGCAAAUAUGACAGGAACAGUUACUUUUAUGAUUAUACCCAGUGGUGACUUCAAACCAAAAAUAAGCAGUGACGAAGUCUCAUAUUUUGGCAUCGUAAAUGUAAAAGCUCUGUUCAAUUAUGAUCCAGAAGAAGACAUUUAUAUUCCCUGUAGAGAAUUGGGGAUAUCAUUUAUGAAGGGUGAUGUACUUCGUGUGAUCAAUCGUGAAGAUUUGAACUGGUGGCAAGCAUACAGAGAGGGAGAAGAUGAACAUGAAUUAGCCGGUCUCAUUCCAAGUAGCAACUUCUUAGAACAACGAGAAGCAUACAAAAGAACUUUGAAUAAUGAUGGUAAGGAUAAUACAAAGAAAGGUAAAUCUUGUUCUUGUGGCAGAAGAGAUCGACGGAAAAAGAAGAAACAAAUGUAUAAAGAUGGUUUGGAAGAAACAGAAGAAGUGCUAACAUAUGAAGAAGUAUCAUUAUAUUACCCUCAGCCAAAUCGUAAAAGGCCAGUAGUUUUGAUUGGUCCAGCUCAUGUUGGUCGUCAUGAAUUAAGGCAGCGUUUAAUGGAAUCUGAUUUUGAUAGGUUUGCAGCAGCUAUUCCACAUACAAGUCGACCAAGAAAAGAAAAUGAAGUGCCCGACAGGGAUUACCAUUUUGUAACAGCAGUAGAAUUUAAAUUGGACAUUGAGAAUAAUAAAUUUAUUGAACAUGGAGAAUUUGAGAAAAAUUUAUAUGGAACAAGUCUUAAUGCUGUUAGACAAGUGAUCAACCAGGGCAAAAUAUGUGUGUUGAAUUUACACCCAGAGUCUUUGAGAUUGCUGAAGGAGUCUGAUUUAAAGCCAUAUAUUGUUUUUGUUUAUCCUCCAAACAUGGAAAAAUUAAGACAAAUCCAACAACAUUUGACAAAUGGUAUAAAAGUUAAGGACGAGGAAUUACAGGACAGCAUAGAACGUGCAAGGGAGAUGGAAGACAAAUAUGGCCAUUAUUUUGAUUAUAUAUUAGUGAACUCUGAUAUGGAACUUGCAUACCAAGAACUUGUAAAUGAGAUAAAUAGAUUGGAAGUUGAGCCACAGUGGGUGCCAUCAUCAUGGGUUGGAAGUCGCCUUGUAUUACAAUGAAUCAUAUGCAUACAUUUUCAUAAUUUUUUUCAUAGGUCAUACAUUAUAUAUUUGUCUUGCAUUAUUUCAUGUUUUUCUGUUAGAUCCCAUUGACACAUAACAAUAUCAUAUUUGUAGGAUUUAGAUGUGCCAUUAUAUAUUUUUUUAGCCAGUAUAUUUGUAAGAUUUGGAGUGAUUAAAUAAGAAAGUUAGACCACCAUUGAAAAUAUUACAACCUGGAAAACAUUAGUAUAAAAAUGAGAUUUUUGUCUUUGAUUGUUUUAUUUAUACCUUUAGAGAAAGAACUGCCAAUUGUAAUCAAGAGAAAAUAGAGUUUAAUACACAUGUGAAUCCUUUAUACUUAAUACACAUUGCCAAAAUAAAAAGAAAAAGUCAAAAGAUAACUAGAAAUAUUAUGCAGUUAUAAAUAUUCAUGUUUUCAGCUUACCAGUAUAUGAAAUAUAAUAGUCUGUACAAAAUUCCUGCUUUCAAUUUUAUGGGGAGAAAAUACACUGUUUUGUUGCUUUAAAUAAGAUUUCUGUUAUCAAAAUAUCAUGUCUUUAAUUUUACAAUACUUAAUAAUACAUCAAAUUGAAAUUCACACCUUAUUGUUUUUAAAUGUGAGACUAGGAAAAUAUUUGUUUGUUGACAAAACUUUAUCAUUAUUAAGAUCUGAAAAUAUAAAUUUUUGAAUUGUAACUUUAAUUACUAUGAAUAGAAAGUAUUAUUUGUAUUUAAGAAUGAAGAUAUAGCACUGGUUAUGUCAUCUAGUCAGAAAUAUUGUAACAUUGUAUAUAUAAUUCAUCAGCAUUAUGUAUAACUAUAAACAGUGACAAUUUUUAUUUGGAAAAGAUUGUACAUAGCAAAUUAUUUUAAGGGAGCUACCAUUUGAUUUUUAUGGGGGCUAGGAUGAAAAAUUUUGUCCUGCAUUUUUUUUUAGUUGUAAUCUCAGUCCUGCCUUUUUAUUUUUUACUCUACUCGGUCCUGCCUUUUUUUAUUAGUUUAUCCUGACUUUUUUUACAUAAAUUGUCAUCCUGCUCUUUUCUUUUGCCAAGUUGCUGCCUUUUUUUUUACUCAAAACUCCUGUCCUGCCUUUUUUUUUUCAAGUUUCAUCCUAGCCCCCAUAAAAAUCAAAUGGUAGCUCCCUAAGAAUUGAUAUAUUUCACAGAUGGUUAGAUAAAUUGUUAACAACUUGAUAAGUUUAUUAAUUGGAGAGAAAAAAUGUGUUAUUACCGAUAUCAGACAGAUUACUAUACAGAUCUUUGGUUGAAAUACUCUGAUAUUUUAAUGGGCUAAAACAAGUUGCCUUAUCAUAUCGUUUCCUUUGCCAAAAUGGGUUUGAAAAUUGUUCAAAGGUUUUAUUAUCCACAUAUCAUCUGAUAUUUGUCAAAAUACUUACUAAUGUCAUAUAAAUAAAUUGAUUGACCUUAAGCGACUUCUACACCCUAGUUGCCCAUUAGAAUAGCCCUGAUUACAAAUACUUUUCCCAGACUGUGACUUUGAAUUGUUUAGGGCAUAUUAUGAUUUUUUUUCAAUGAUAUUCAAAAAAUUGUGUUUUUUUCUGAGCCAUGUGAUUAGGUGUGGUUGCCUUUUAUAAGUUACAUUAUAAUUGAGUUCUACCAAAAAAAGAACAGUGAACAAGUAAACCACAUGUUGAAUAAAAAGAAAUAAAGGAUUCAGAACGUUUACAUCGCUUUGAAAUAUUAGAAAAAAAAAACUAAUUAUGAUUGAUGAUAGUGAGAUUAUUUUUACAAAGUUGUAGUUUAUUUUAGUAAACACAAAUAAUCGUUAUUUAUGUAAUCAAAGUUAAUAUAUUAAAGAGGUAGAUGAAUGUGUGAGGAUGACAAUUGCACCUUAACUGUUAUAAAAAUCUAUCAGUUAUAUUACAAAUACAGUUAAAACAAGUUUUAUAACUUUCAAAAAACCUUCGUAGAUAAAAAAAUAUAAAAUGACAAUAGAUGUGAACUGUAUUUUUGAAUGCUGUUGUUUUAAUAAACCUUGUCACUAACAAAAUAGUUUAACUGUUAGAUUAAUGAUGACUGUUAUCAUAAUAAGAAUAAUAAAUGUGUGGAAUAAAUACUUAGUGAUGAGAUUUAUAUGUGAGGGGAAAUUUAUACUAAUAACUCAAUGCGACAUGGCCAAUGAAACAAAAAAUACAAUAAUUUGAAAAAUAUUUUAUCUAAGUACAAACUAGGACAUAUUAAAGGUUAUAAUGUUGAUAAAAAGUCUUGAUUUUUUUAUUUUCAUCCUUUUAGCACCAAAUCAUGUGAUCAAAAUGUAAAAUGAAUUGUUUGACUUAUAUUCAUCAAAUUUAAGAUAUUGCAUAUUGUAUGAAGAUUUCAAUUCUGGAGACAUUCCAUUAAGAGGUUGUGAGCAUGAUUUUAGUUUGUUAUUUUCUAUGUUAGUUAUAUUAUUAUCAUGGUAAUGUCUUCAUACAUUUUAUGUGUAUUCAGUAUCAGAAAGUUUUUGAGGUUUUGUUUUUUUCACACUUCUAUGUGAAAAGUCUAUUUUAUCAUAGUAAAUUAGAAACCUGUGAUAGUAAUUGGCUCAUUUCUGAUAUUAUACAAACAUAUUAAUUUUAUAUUGCUGUGAAUAUAUUUUUAGCAUUUUAGAAAUUUGUAGAAUCAGGUUAUAAAUAUUUUAUGUGCAAUACAAAUUUUAAAUUUUUUGUACAUAACAGUUGCUCUCUAUCAAUAAUUUCUGCUAAUCUAAGUAGCAAUGUUUAAUAUUUAACAUAUAAAUAUGUUAGUUCCCAAGAAUUAUUACAAAGCUCAGAACAUGCCAUUUACAUUGUUUACAUAAAUGUGGUUGUAGAUUGCUGUAUAGAAGGUUGUAUUGAAAAAAAUAAGAUUGUUAGAAUAUUUAUAUGCUAAGACAGAACUGAUAACAAAAUUUUACUUUAUACGUGCAGCUUUUGAAGACAGUACACUUCAAACAUUCUUCACUGUUAUAAGAUUGGAUAAUUAAAAAAUAAAAAUCAUGUGCGAUAUAAAAAGGUGCUACAUGCUAUAUCUUUAUAUACAUUAUUCUGUAUAUAUAUAUCACAUUAUCUAAUUACAAGUAAAUUAAAUCCAGAAAUAUU